This is a messenger RNA of Sclerotinia trifoliorum, 2396 nucleotides long. NCBI's taxonomy places the organism in Eukaryota, Fungi, Ascomycota, Leotiomycetes, Helotiales, Sclerotiniaceae. The record is from the annotation of a GenBank genome assembly.
AUACGUAUCUGCUGCCAUAUGAGUAUGCCAAAUAAUGCUAGUGUUUUCAGUGGACCAGGAAAAAAAACCUCGCUAAAUAAAAAAAAAGUUGCUACCCCAGAUUUUCGAGUCCUGUCGGGAACUUUUUUUUGCUUGUGGCAUUCCUUACUCUUAAUCUCAAAGCAUUUGCGAGCCUUUUCUCGUCUUUCUUAUUGGCCAAAAUUUUUAACAAAUAACUUCUAGUUAUUAAUAUUGUUAUCAAUCGGUGUAUCAAAAGCAAAUACACGGAACCAUUGAAGAUAUGCCGAAACGAAGCAGUACUCAAGCAGCGGGGUCGCCAGCUGGAAUGGAGAAGAAAGCCAAUGAUGUGGUCAUGACGAAUGGCAAGGCCGGCGAGGCGGAAAAGGGAGAAUCUCUUUCUCCUCCAGAAGCUUCUCAAAAUGAGGUAUUUUUGGCAGCACCUCACACUUAUCAUGAUAGCAUUUUGGAAAAUAGCUAAACUCUUUCAUCAGAAUGAAACCCAUGUGUCAAUCGAUGCCGAGAAGGCUACCGGUAGCAACAAACGUAAACGCGACUUCAAGGCCGAACGCGAAGCUAAAAGACAAAAAAAGGAAGCAAAGCUGGAACCCAAGAGAGCUGCUGCUGCGAUCCUAGAAGCAGAAGAGGCAAUUGCAAGAGAGAAGAAGGCUGCGGAAAAGGCAGAGGCAAAGAGAGUCAGAGAAGCAGAGAUGAAUAUAUUGAAGGAACAAAAGAUGGAAGAGAAAGCAAAGAAACACGAGGAAAAUUUGAGGCAGCAGGCAGAGGAUAAACAGAGAAGGGCGGAAGAAAAGAAGAGGGAUAUAGAAGCGAAGAAGAGAGAUGCAGAGCAGAAGAGAAAGGAUAGGGAGAGGAUUCAGGCGUUAGAGAAGCAGGUUAGAGAUUUGAAAAGAGGACAUGGGAACGCAAACGGGAAAGGAAAAGGUGCAAAGAAGAGUUGGGAUAAGAAGCCAAAGGGGCCAAAGACUUCGGAAUUUUUUGGAGAGGGGUUGAAGGCUCAAGUUAUUGGUUUGGAAGAUGAAUUGAAGGAAGAGGUUGCUGAUUUGGGAGAAGAGGCAGAAGAGGAGAGUAGCAAGAAAGUCAAGUCGAAGCGCAGCUGGAAAGAUCUUAAGAAGGGAAACGUGGCGCCUACGGGUCUGGAAGCAAAGAUUGCUGCUGCAAGAGCAUCCGUAGCUCAGGCUGGGGUAACUGUAGAUGCUGAUGUGCCUAUGGAGGAUGCGGUCGAACAAGAUGAUAUCGUGGAGCACAAUGAGCCCGAGGAGGAAGCUGAAGCGAGUGCCAGUGUGCCAGACGUUGUUUCGUAUCCUGCGAUUGAUCAUUUAAUUGAAGAUAGCCCCGAACUCGCUGUCGAGUCUGAGGCUCCAGCGCAAUCAAAGGAUCAGGGAGUGGAGGUUCCGGAAGAAGCUUCGGAAGAGACGGCAGGAGAAGAGCAAGCCGACUCAGAAAUCCCCGUAGAAGAUUCCAAGGGACAAGAAGAGGAGGUAGUGUCGACUGAUGAUGCCUCGUCUACUGGUCAAGAAGAUAAAACAGAACAAGAUGGUCCUAAGGAGGAUGCUGCGCCGGCGGUGGAUGAGGAAAUAGAACUUGACAAACCCAAGGAGGAAGCAGAGGCCGAAGCAAGUGCGAAGAAGCGCUCCCGAAAAAGGGUUAGGAACAAUAACCGUCUAGAGGCUGAAGAAACACCAGCAAAGCCUACAACACCUGCUUCAUCUAAGAGCCAAAAGACCAAGACGCCAACAGCCACGCCUCUUACAUCAAAGAACCAGAAUAUCAAAACACCAUCAAAAUCACCUGCACAGACAAAGGCGACGAAUGCAAAGAACGGAAAGGCUCCAGUCAAAGCAACAAUUGAGGCUCAGACUGUCUCUAAAUCUCCAAAGGCCAGACGUGUUAGAGUACCGAAAGCUAGAGCUGCCGCUCUUGCCUCGGCACCUGGACUCGAUUCUCCGGCUAGGAAUACCAGAAGAUCAGCAAAAGCCAACCACUCGUAGAAGGGCCAGAGUCUACGAGUGGUAGUCAACUUCUGGAUAUUAGUUUGAGUCACCAUAGCGGCGACAUGGUUGAAAACACGGAUGAUAAGUCGGAAGGGGGAGACAGAACUUCUAGGACCAAUGAUGAUGAUGAGGACGUUUACGAAUCCAUCACCUGCGCAUCCCAGUCAAAUUCUAACUCUGAUUUUGAAACGCAUUCGAAUACGCUACAAUCAUUUGACAAUAUGGAACUACCUAUCCAAGGACAGACAGAUGCCCUUAGUGUCAAUAUUGACGAGAGUGACUCCUCGGCAUUAUCUGAACUAAGCAUGACCGAUCAUCCUUUUCUAGCCUUGGAUAGCAGCGAAUUUGAUACGAUUGAAGUUGAUAUUCCUAGUUUUCUGAGAUCCG